Messenger RNA from Pieris rapae (cabbage white), 923 nucleotides. Its product is annotated as UDP-glycosyltransferase UGT5-like. The coding region runs from base 1 to 915 and encodes 304 amino acids. NCBI's taxonomy places the organism in Eukaryota, Metazoa, Arthropoda, Insecta, Lepidoptera, Pieridae. The transcript is spliced from 4 exons. The record is from RefSeq and is a predicted model, not a curated record. Gene Ontology annotation, molecular function: UDP-glycosyltransferase activity.
AUGCAACGUGUUUGUUCCAUAAGUGAGGACAGGGUGAUUGCAGAUUUUUUCGAUGACGUGCCUCCAAUAGAAGAAUUGAGUCGUAAGAUAAAGUUUUUGCUUCUAUAUCAAAACUUUGUUGUUAGUGGCACACAAAUUCUACCAUCAAACGUCAUUGAAGUUGGGGGUUUUCAUGUGGCCAAAGCAAAAAGAUUACCAACGGACCUUAAAAAGUUUAUAGAAGAGUCAAAAAAUGGAGUUAUUUAUAUAAGCUUUGGAACUAUUCUGAAUGGGUCAUCUAUGCCACGAAGAGCUUUUGACGCAAUACUGGGAGCUUUGAAAGAAUUACCCCACAGGGUUGUAUGGAAAUGGGAAAAAGAGAUACCUGAUAAUCCUGAUUUUAUUUAUGUGUCUAAAUGGAUGCCUCAAAAUGACAUAUUAGCACAUCCCAAUGUUAUUGCAUUCUUCUCACACUGUGGACAGUUAGGAACUACAGAAGCUGUACAUCAUGGAGUUCCCAUUAUCGGCAUGCCAAUCACAGCAGACCAAUUUUCAAACGCAGCUGCUAUCGAAGAAAAGGGUCUUGGUGUUCAAGUGGAUCUUAAUGCUAUCACUAAGGAGUUGUUAUUAGAAAAAUUCAAAAUCAUUUUAAAUCCCAGGUUCAAAUCUCAGGUCGAAAAUAUAUCUAAAAUGUGGCAUGAUCGACCAGUCUCAGCCAUUAAUACUGCAAUACAUUGGACGGAAUUUGCUGCACGAUAUCCAAACUUCACAUACACCUCGCCGAUAAUCGACAUUGCAAUGUAUCAGUACCUAUGCUUAGAUGUCAUGUUAAUAAUUUGUGUAUUAUUCAUCUCGCUUCUGUAUAUUAUGAAAUGUCUGUUUAUAGUAUGGAAAAAGUCGAGAAAAUCACCGAAUACAAAAAUAAAGACAUCCUAACUUUCACA